Danio aesculapii is the source of this 997-nucleotide messenger RNA. It is a transcript of the gene nme2a, whose product is annotated as NME/NM23 nucleoside diphosphate kinase 2a. Gene Ontology annotation, molecular function: nucleoside diphosphate kinase activity. The coding region runs from base 64 to 525 and encodes 153 amino acids. The record is from RefSeq and is a predicted model, not a curated record. Lineage: Eukaryota; Metazoa; Chordata; Actinopteri; Cypriniformes; Danionidae. Gene Ontology annotation, biological process: GTP biosynthetic process; UTP biosynthetic process; CTP biosynthetic process. The transcript has 5 exons.
UUACUGAAAGCGCGUGGGGGAGGAAUCAACUUCAGGCUCGUGGACUGCCAUCAAACAAUUCCAAUGUCUGGGUAUGAAGAGCGCACUUUCAUCGCCAUCAAGCCGGAUGGGGUGCAGAGGGGACUCGUCGGAGAAAUCAUCAAGCGCUUCGAACAGAAAGGCUUCAAGUUAGUUGCUAUGAAGUUAAUCCAGGCAGAUGAGGAUCUUCUUAGACAACACUACAGUGACCUGAGGGAUCGGCCUUUUUUCCCAGGACUUGUCAGUUAUAUGUCUGCUGGUCCUGUGGUUGCAAUGGUGUGGGAAGGUUUUAAUGUUAUAAAAACUGGCAGAGUAAUGCUUGGCGAGACUAAUCCCAUUGACUCCAAGCCUGGGACUAUUCGAGGUGACUUUUGCGUUCAAGUUGGACGGAACAUUAUUCACGGCAGUGAUUCUGUGGAAAGUGCCAACACUGAGAUCAACCUGUGGUUCAAACCAGACGAGAUCUGCGAUUACACCAAAUGUCAGGAAAGCUGGAUCAACAGCUGAAUGCUUCCUUCUUUUCCGGCACAUUUCUCCCUUUCUAGUGUUUCUCCAUUAAUGUACACUCCCCCCCGCCACUGUUUCUGGUGUUUGUCUUUACAAUAAAACCAAAAAUCAUUUCUACCCCAUGAGUUGGAUGGGACAGUUUCUGGUUUUACAAAACAAAAGCCAUGACAGCAGUCACACAAUCAAAGAACUGAUCUUUUGAUGCUUUAUCAUUUAUUAAACAUAAUACUUCAAGUAGCAGUUCAAAUAGAUCAAUUUGAGGCCUGGUUUUACUUGUAUAGUACUGGUGGUUGUGCUCAGGCAAAGCAGCAGACCCUGUGUCUUUAAAAUGUUGACAAUGCCACAAAAAGCACUGCGGUAAGGAAUGAACUUGGGAAAUAAAGUACACAGUGCUCAUUUAAAUGAUUCUGUAGCCCCAGCCCUCCAUUAAAACGUCAUUAUGCCACAUAAUACAAAACCUGCUUAGAAAAAA